AAGAUCAGAGUCAAUUGCUUGUAUGUAUAUGUAAAUAUGUGUGUGUGUUGUCAUUGUGUGUUUAUGUGUGUAAUAUGGUUGAGUUUUUUUCUUUUUUGUUUGUUUAUAUAAAUCACACUUGUGUUCAUAACCAUCUUAUACUUUAAUCUGUCUCUUCCUUCCUCUGCCCACAUCCCCUUUGUUUCUUAUUUACAUUAGUGGAAUUUAAGAAAGAUGGCUCUUCUGGAAUCAAACAAGAACAGAGGAGAGGUAAGAAUUCAUGAAAGUUUGGAUGAACUCAGCACAGAUUUGGCUGAUUACAUAGCCGAAUUAUCCGAGGCAUCGGUUAAAGAACGCGGUUUUUUCGCCAUUGCUUUAUCUGGUGGUUCCAUCAUUACCUUGAUGAGGAAUCUAUGUGGAGCUCCUUAUAACAAGACUGUUGAUUGGUCCAAAUGGUAUAUAUUUUGGGCCGAUGAACGCGUCGUUGCCAAGAAUCAUGCUGAUAGCAACUAUAAGCUUGCUAAAGAUCAUCUUUUGUCUAAGUUGCCUAUUGUUCCGAGUCAUGUACAUUCCAUCAAUGACUCUCUCACAGCCGAAGAAGCUGCUAACGAAUACGAGUUUGUGAUCAGACAACUCGUCAGGACCCGUGUGGUCAACGUGUCUGACGUCAGCGACUGUCCGAAGUUUGACUUGAUCCUUCUAGGGAUGGGACCGGAUGGGCACGUGGCGUCAUUGAUCCCUGAUCAUCCGGUUCUCGAAGAAAAAAACGAGUGGGUGACAUUCAUCACCACUUCCCCUAAGCCACCCCCCGAAAGAAUCACCUUCACCUUGCCCGUCAUCAACUCUGCCGCCAAUGUGGCGGUCGUGGCGACGGGUAGUGGGAAAGCAGAAGCUGUCCGGCUGGCUAUAGACGAUGUGGGACCCGAAUGUGCGGUGUUGCCGGCUCGGAUGAUUGAACCAAUUGUAGGGAAACUGGUGUGGUUUUUGGAUCACCAGGCUGCUUCAAAGCUCAAAGGCUUUUCUCAAUUUUCCAAUUAGAGUUUAAUGGAGGAAUUUAUUUUAUAGUUGUUUGUUCCCUUUUUUUGGAUAGUUUGAUGUUUUGGGAUUUUGGUUAUCAAAUGUUUUGAAGGGCCUAGUGGCAACAUUGUGAUUUAUCCUUUGUUUGUUUGUUUUUUUAUUAAAAGAGGUGGUUAAUAAGAUUAA
Helianthus annuus (common sunflower) is the source of this 1182-nucleotide messenger RNA. RefSeq names its product probable 6-phosphogluconolactonase 1. The transcript is spliced from 4 exons. Gene Ontology annotation, molecular function: 6-phosphogluconolactonase activity. Bases 214 to 1017 code for a protein of 267 amino acids. The record is from RefSeq and is a predicted model, not a curated record. Gene Ontology annotation, biological process: carbohydrate metabolic process; pentose-phosphate shunt. NCBI's taxonomy places the organism in Eukaryota, Viridiplantae, Streptophyta, Magnoliopsida, Asterales, Asteraceae.